AUAUUAAGAUUUUUAACUUAUAAUUCUAUCAACAAUAUUGAAUACCAAUCAUAGUAUGUAUGAAUACUUAAUUUAGUAAUUUUUUUCUGUUUAUUGAGUUAUGAAGUGACAUAACGUAUCCAAUGAAUUACAUUAUUACAUCCAUAUUUUUGUGAAUGUUUAACAAUGAUGACUUCUGAUAUUGAAUGUUUGAAAUGGAAUACAACAAAUUUUAAACCAUCUAAUGUUUUAGACUAUACAGAAUACACUUUAGCGCUGGAACCGUCACAUUGGCUAAGCUUAAAGACAAAAGGCCAUACAACAAAAUUAUCUUAUUUAGGAUUAACACAGAGAUUAGCAUCUUUAGACAACCUUAAUAAUUUAUAUGUAUAUGAUUGGUCAAAAGAUGAUUUAAAAACUAUAAGAUCAAAAUAUGAUCAUAAUAGUAAACUUACAAGUUUGGCAAGCAACUCUUUAGGAAAUCAAAUAGUUACAUGUUCAGAUAACGGAAAAAUCCAAUUGUGGAACUUUAAAUUUUCAAGUUUGAAGAUGUUAACUGAAUUCAAAGGACAUUAUCAAUGUGCACGUAAUGUUGAAUAUUCUGUUGACAAUAAUUAUUUAAUAUCUUGUUCCAACGAUAAAACAUUUAAAAUAUGGGAUUGUCAAUCUAAUAAGUUUGUUGCUAGUAAUAUGUUUCAUCGUAAUUGGGUUAACGUAGCAAAGUUUUUCAAAGAAGACAAACUUGUCGUUUCCUGUUCAAGAGAUUCGUAUAUACAAGUUUUUGAUUGUUGUUCAGGAAAAUGUGUUAUAAAUUUUAACCUGAGUCCAGAUUUUGCUGAAUCACUUUCACUAAAAGAAGAGUUUUCAAUAGCAGUGGGUACAAAACUGGGGUCCAUUCAAAUUUUUGAUUUGAGAGCUUUAAAAGUUUUACAAAAAUACAGUGAACACAUUAGUCAAGUAAAUUGUGUUUGUUAUCAAUAUAGGACUCCGUGUUUGGUCUCUGUUUCAAAAGAUAAAAAAUUAAAUGUUUAUGAUACUAAUGAAGGGAGAUUUUUGUAUUCAAUUGAUCACUUUAGUGAAAUAAAAUCAAUGGAUAUUACCUCAGACGAUAAAUUACUUGCAACAACAUCAUUUCAUUUUGAAAAUGAGAUAACCUUAUGGAAAGCAGAGACACUGCAAAUGUAAAGGUUCUAUACAUUUAAUAUUCCAAGACUUCAGUGGUACUGUGUAAAAUUUUUGUCUGUAUAUAUUAUGUAUUUAUACAAAAUAUUGUUUAUCAAUUAUAAAAUAAAUGAAUAAAAUGAAA
Melanaphis sacchari is the source of this 1285-nucleotide messenger RNA. Its product is annotated as POC1 centriolar protein homolog B-like. Gene Ontology annotation, molecular function: protein binding. Bases 166 to 1164 code for a protein of 332 amino acids. Lineage: Eukaryota; Metazoa; Arthropoda; Insecta; Hemiptera; Aphididae. The record is from RefSeq and is a predicted model, not a curated record. The transcript is spliced from 7 exons.